This is a messenger RNA of Synchiropus splendidus (mandarinfish), 734 nucleotides long. Its product is annotated as galactose-specific lectin nattectin-like. NCBI's taxonomy places the organism in Eukaryota, Metazoa, Chordata, Actinopteri, Syngnathiformes, Callionymidae. The coding region runs from base 70 to 552 and encodes 160 amino acids. The record is from RefSeq and is a predicted model, not a curated record. The transcript has 6 exons.
UUCUUUUCUUAUCUCUUAGUUAAAGCAUGUUCCAUUUCUGACAGCCUGUUGAAUCUGGCCUCCUCACAGAUGGCAGGUCUCUCCCUCAUCGCGGUCCUUUGCCUGACCAGCGGACUCUGGCUCGGAGCUGAAAGUUGCAGCAUCGGAGUGGAGUGUUCAAGGUGUGAGGUUGGCUGGUCUAAGUUUGGCUGCUACUGUUACAAAUACUACGCUGAUCCCAAAACUUGGGUGGAUGGAGAGCUGGCCUGCAGGGAUCUGGACGCCAACUUGGCUUCAAUACACAGCUCCAAAGAGCACCAGUUCUUGAGAUCCCUGGUCAAAAAAUCUGCCGGGUCUUACGUCCGCACUUGGGCCGGAGGCAACGAUAUUUCAAAAGAGGGAGCGUGGAUGUGGAGUGACGGGUCCGACUUUGAAUUUACCCUGUGGCCCCGAGGAGAGCCAAACAACCAUGGCAAAGGAGAAGACUGCAUGGAAAUCAACUUCCAGAAUACCAAUCCAAAUGAUACGCCGUGCCACACCCGAAAGCCAUACAUCUGCUCCAAGAGUAUCUGAGGGUCACCGGAUGUCACCAAAACAGGAAGACCAAACAAAAAACAAAACAAAACAAGAAGAUCCACCAUCUGUCAGAAAUGGAAAUAAUUUAAACCACCUAUAAAGAAAAGAUGCAACAAAAUAUUUCUCAUGGUUCUUUCUCUUUGUGUUCACUGGGCCCAUAAAACAAUGAAGAAGUGAAA